AUGAACGAAGACAAUCGAAAAGGUCCAUUUGUCAUCGAGCCAAAAUACGAUUGUCCUCAUUUGGGUGAUCGUGCCUACGUAUUGGUUCAGUCGACUGAACUUGCUGAUGGUCAACAGCCACCAUGUGCUGAUUGUGGUAAAACGGAAGAGAACUGGGCAUGUCUACAUGAUAAUUGUCAAUAUAUUGGCUGCUCUCGUUAUCAUCAAAAACAUAUGUUGAAUCAUCAUGAAACAACUGGACAUAACAUUUGUUUGAGUUUGUCGGAUCAUUCAGUCUUUUGCUAUGCAUGUGAUAGCUACAUUGAUAGUCCUCAACUGCAUACUCUUAAUCGACAAUUAAGCCGUACUUCUCACUAA
This is a messenger RNA of Rotaria sp. Silwood1, 357 nucleotides long. NCBI's taxonomy places the organism in Eukaryota, Metazoa, Rotifera, Eurotatoria, Philodinida, Philodinidae. The record is from the annotation of a GenBank genome assembly.